This is a messenger RNA of Ichthyophthirius multifiliis, 6912 nucleotides long. RefSeq lists its product as hypothetical. Gene Ontology annotation, cellular component: voltage-gated calcium channel complex; membrane. The record is from RefSeq and is a predicted model, not a curated record. Gene Ontology annotation, biological process: calcium ion import across plasma membrane. NCBI's taxonomy places the organism in Eukaryota, Ciliophora, Oligohymenophorea, Hymenostomatida. The transcript has 4 exons. Gene Ontology annotation, molecular function: high voltage-gated calcium channel activity.
AUGAAUAGACUAGAUAUCAUCUAAAUAUACCCAGAAAACAACAUAAUAUAAAAAUUAUUUAAGAAACUAUUAUAUAUAAAAAGUAUAAUAAGCAUUGUAUCAUUAAAAAUAAUCAAAAGUGGGUUAUUUGAAAAUAUAACAUUAAUUGUAAUUAUUUUAAAUUCAAUAAUGUUAGCUAUAGAUGAUCCUACCUCAAGCGAUGAUAACAAUAAUGAAAUGGAGUUAUUUUUUUUGAUAUUUUACACAAUCGAAAUGUGUUUAAAAAUAUUUGGAUUUGGCUUUUUUUUUAAUAAAUAAGCUUAUAUAAAAGACGCUUGGAAUAUUUUAGAUUUUGCAAUUGUAAUUUCCGGAUAUAUACCAUAUGUAGUAUAAAACAAUAAUUCAAUAAAUAUUUCAGCAUUACGUUCAUUGAGAGUUUUAAGACCUUUGAGAACUAUUUCAAGUAUAAAAAGCUUGAGGAAGAUCAUUUUAUGCUUAUUUAAUGCAGUUCCUUUAUUGAAAAACUAGCUUAUUGUUUUAGUUUUUUUCUACGUGAUCUUUGCUAUUGCGGGUUUAUAAUUGUUUAGCGGUAGUUUGAAGAAAAGAUGCUUUUAUAAUGAAACAGGAAUAUAAAAUUUAAGCACAGAUUUAAGUUAUUGUAUUUCCGAUAAUGAUUGUAAGGAAUAUGGGGAUGAGAAAAUGUUUUGCGGGAAAGGAAUUUCUAACCCUCUUUUUGAAAGUAUUUCUUUUGAUAGUUUUGGAUGGUCGUUUUUGAGUGCGUUUUAGAUUGUUAUGCUUGAAGGUUGGAGUGAUAUUCUUUUGGGGGUUUAAAAAACUUUUUCGCCUUAUAUAAUUAUUUAUUUUGUUAUUAUUAUAUUUUUGGGGUCAUUUUUUUUAAUGAAUCUUACUUUGGCUAUUAUCUCAGUUUAAUAUAAUGAAGCUUCUUCUACUUUGGAAAAAAAUGGAAAUUAAAAGAAAGAUACUUAUGAAAAAUAUAGUGAAAACGGAUAUAAUCUUAAAGAUUUUAUAGAAUAUGGUAUUUAUAUUUCAAAUAAAGAAAAAUAUUUAUAAAUAAUAAAUAAUAAUAACAAUAUUAAUAAUAUAUAAAAUAAAAGUCAAAAUAAUUAAAAAAAUAUUUAAUAAAUUCAACUUUUAUAAGAACCUUAAAAAAACCUCAAAAAAGAAUCAGAAAUAGAAACCCAAAAAUUAAAAGAAAUACAAGAAAAUUCAAUCAAAAAAAAUUCAUAACAUAAAAAGUAUAUAAAGUAAUCAAAGCAUCGAUUUAACUAAAAAAACUAUUAGUUUAUAAAAAAAGCCUAAAUCCCAUAUUUUUCAAUUACAAGAUUAUUUAUUUCAAUAACCACCAAAUUAUAUAAGAAAAAUUUAUCUUCAAAUGCUGACAUUUAAUUAAAAAGCAAAAAUUUAAAAAGCUCAUAAAAUAAUAUUGAAAGUAAUUCCUCAAUAGAAGGAGAGGAUAAUUUUAUUUAAAUAAUAGAAUAUAAAGCAAUAAAUAAAUAGAAAUAAAAAAUCAGAUAAUAAUAAAAAGAACUAAAAUUAAAUCAUAAAAAUAACUCUACAUAAGAAAAUUUACCGACAAAGGUCGCUUUCUCCCUAAAUAAAAUAAAGAAUAACACAUUAAAUUAAGUAAAUGAAGCCUCUUUAUUUUCUUUAGAAGAAGAAAAUGAAAAAUCUAUUAUAAAUUCAAAAUAAACAAAUAAAAACACUUUCGAAUUUUUGUAUGAAGAUAGUGAUUUUGCCUAAAUCAGUAAUAAAUUUUAAAAUGAAACGGAUUCAAUUGAAAAAAAUAAAUAAGAAUUAAAAAUAAUAUAAAGAAAACAAAGAAAAUAAAGACUUAAUAAUAAUAUUAAUUAAUUUCAAACAAAAUUAAAAGGAUAAGAAACUCGAAAAAUUACUAAUUAAGUUUAAGUUGUUUCGGAAUUCGCAAAUUAAUAAAAACAUAUGUAAUUAAAAUAAUAUAAAGAUAUUUUCUAUUCUAAAUAUAUGAAAGCUAAAGUCAUUUUUUCACAAGAAAAUUACAAUGAUCAAAUAGAUGACGUUCUCCCUAAAAAAUUAUAAUUAAUAGAAGAAAAAAGAAAUAUAAAACAUUAAUAAUAAUUAAAAUAAUUAAGAUUUAAUUUAAAAUACAUAAGGCAUUAAAUCAAAAGAAAAGACGAUAAUUGGGACGAUCAAGAAGGAAAUAUUAAAAAUUAAAAAAAUAAUUUGAUUCCACUUAAAAAAGAAUUAAAUUAAAAACAAAUUUUAUGUUUAUUACCUAAUAAUGGUUAAAUUAAAGAUUUUAAUAAAGCCGAAUAGUAGUUAUUAACUUUUUAACAAAAGAGGUCCUUAAAAACCUUCAAAUUAAGAUAUAAUUUGGAAGAUGGAGAAGAUUAUAAUACAAUAAAUAAAAGUAUAAAUAACAGUACUGGAGGUUCUUUUCUUAUAACAAACUAAAAAAGUAUAAAAAAUUCAUUUAUAAAAAAUGAUUCUUUACUAUUCAAAUAAAAAAUGCUUAAAAAACCUCAAAACAAUAAUUACGAAACAGUCCAAAAAUGGGAUUUUAAAAAAGCUCAAGAAUUUAUUCUUGGUAAAAAAACAACAAAAAGCAACACAAAUGACGAAGAAUUAUUAUAAUUCAACUGUUUAAAUAACAUUUAUAAUAUAAAUACAAAUGACAAUCAACAAUAAAAUAACGAAAAAUUAGAUAGAACAUACUUAGAAAUAACAAAUAAUAUAAUUGAAACAAUCUAAAAACAGCAUAUAACAUAUAUAAGCACCCAUUCAUCAAUAGAUGACAUAAAGAAUUUUUUUUAAUAACGAAAAAUACACUAGUUUUAAACCACUAAACGAAUAUCAGAAAAUUCUUAUAUAAUUGUUCUUAAAUCAUUAAAUAAUUCACAAAAAGCAAUGCAUAUAUAUGACGGUAUAAUAAACAUAACAAGAAGAAAAAUUCGAAAAUUCGCCUUAUCAAAAUUUUUCGAUAAUGCAAUAAUGCUUUGUGUAGUUAUGAAUACUGUUAUUUUGGCUUUAGAGGGUUUAGUAAGUACAGAACAUGAAUAAACUUUAAGUUCUUUUAAUAAGGCUUUUACGGCUAUUUUUACAUUUGAUAUGGGACUUAAAUUGAUUGGAUUGGGUAUAAUUGAAUAUUUGUAGGAUAAAAUGAAUGUUUUUGACUCUUUUAUUGUUGUUUUGUCGCUUGUGGAGUUGAGUGUGAGUGGAAAUGGGGGAAGCAGUGCUUUUAGUGCUUUUAGAUCGGUGAGAAUUUUAAGGGUUUUUCGAGUUUUAAGGGUCACUAGGUUGAUUAGGUAGCUGAAAUUUAUGUAAGUGAUUAUUUAGGCAAUUGGGAAUUGCGUUUAAUCUUUUAUUUAUAUUAUGAUUUUGCUUUUUUUGUUCAUUUUUAUAUAUACUUUGUUAGGAAUGUAACUUUUUGGAGGGUAAAUUAAUGAAAGAACUAAUUUUAAUACUUUUUAUAAUUCUUUUUUGACAGUUUUUUAGAUUAUGACUUUGGAAAACUGGAAUAAUAUUUUAAUGACUUUUUUAAGGAAUUAAGUUAAUAUUUAUUUGGCUCUAGUAUUUUUGGUUUCGUGGAUUUUCAUAGGAAAUUAUGUCCUCCUUAAUUUAUUAUUAGCUGUAAUUAUGGAUUCGUUUAAUAAUUUGGAUGAAAAAACUAAAAUAGAGUUCGAAUAGGAAAUUGAAAUUGAAAAAGAUCUCGAACUUCAAUAAUAAAUGCAAUUAUCGUAAAGUACUUUUUAAACAAAAAGUUAUGAAAUUAAUAAUUCUUUUAAAUCUUAAAAAUCUAAAAUAUAAGAUAAUAGUAUUUAAGGAUAAAAGUCAUAAAUGUCAUAAAAAUCAUAAAAAUCAUAAUAAUAAUUAUAAUAAUAAUAAUAAUAAUAAUAAUAAUAAUAAUAAAUCCUUUGUUUGAAAAAGCUAUAUUAGUGUAAAAAAUAAAAUUUUAAAAUAAAUAUAUGUUUUUUAAUUAUAUAUAUAUAAACUUAAAAUAAAAAUAGUACAAUAAUAUUAAGUUCAUUAAUUUUAUUACUAAGUACAUACUAUGAUGAAUAAAAUCCUAAUGAUUAAUUUAUGAUAAACACAAUAAAAAUUAUCAAUUUAUUUUUCACAAUAUUUUUCAGUUUAGAAUCUUUAAUAAAAAUUAUUGUCCUCGGUUUUUUUUUCGACCAUAACUCUUAUUUACGAGAAUAUUGGUCCUGUCUGGAUUUUUUUAUAGUUAUCGCAAGUAUAAUAGAUGCAUCUGUUGAUUCAGUAGACUUAGGUAUAGUUCGAAUACUUCGUUUACUUAGAACAUUACGUCCAUUAAGAUUUAUAUCCCAUAAUCGAUCAAUGAAAUUAAUCGUAACAUCUUUACUAGAAUCAGUCUCUGGAAUAGUAAAUGUAGUAAUCGUAGUGAUUUUAGUAUGGAUAAUGUUCGCUAUUUUAGGAAUAAACUUAAUGGGUAAUAAACUACACUAUUGUAAUCUGUUUGAUGACUCAAAAAAUUAUUUACAUAAAAAUGAAUGUUUAGAAAAAGGAGGAAAAUGGGAAAACCGGUAACUUAAUUUUGACAAUAUAGGCAAUGGAAUGUUAACUUUAUUCAUUCUUUCAACUUUAGAAGGGUGGCCGGAUUAUAUUUGGAAUUUUAUAGACGGAGACGAGACAGGUCCUAUUUAAAAUAAUAAUUUAUAUUUCAUAGCUUAUUUUAUUAUUUUCAUUUUUAUUGGAAGCUUAUUCCUUUUAAAUCUUUUCGUGGCCAUUAUGUCUCUGAAUUAUAAUUUAGCAGCUAGAAAAUCCAAAAACAAAGAACUAAAUGAAUCUUAAGUGGAAUGGAUAUAAUUAUAAAAACAACUUUUGAAGUCUAAACCAGACUAUUUAUCAUUGAAGUAACCCGAAAACAAAUUUAGGUUAUUUUUUUGGUAUAUAUGUGAAUCCUAGCAUAUGGAUACCUUUAUCCUUUUGUGUAUUUUCGGAAAUAUAAUUAUUAUGGCUAUGAAUUAUGAAAAUUCGACUACGGAAUAUGAUAAUGGAUUAAAAAUAGCUAAUUUGGUAUUCACAUAUAUUUUUAUUGCAGAAAGUAUUUUUAAGAUAACCGCUUAUGGAUUUAUAGGGUAUUUUUUUAAUGGAUGGAAUUAAUUUGAUUUUUUUGUAGUUUGCACAUCUAUAUUGGAUAUAAUAAUGGAUUCUAUAGGUUAAGAAUUUAUUUCUUUUCUAAAAUCAGGACCUUAAUUAGCUAGAGUACUAAGAGUUUUAAGAGUUACGCGGUUAUUUAGGAUAAUAAAGACUUUUUAAAACUUACAAAAAUUAAUUUAGACUGUAAUUUUUUCUCUAACUUCUUUAAUUAAUGUUGCUGCUCUUUUAUUUUUGGUAUAUUUUAUUUUCUCGAUUUUGGGUGUAUUUUUCUUUAAAGAUAUUCACUAAGGAAAAAUUAUUGAUUAAAAUAGUAACUUUUCGAAUUUUCAUAAUUCUUUAAUACUACUUUUUAUAUGCUCCACUGGGGAAUAAUGGUAUUUAGUGAUGUAUGAUACUAUGCAAAAUGGAAAUUAUCUGAACUGUAUUUUCUUCAUACUUUUUAUUAUUUGUGUAUAGUUUGUUAUGAUGAACCUUUUCAUUCUUAUUAUAGUUGAUUAAUUCGAAUAAAAUUAUAUAAACCCAAAUAGUUUAUUAAAUACUUUCAAAGAAUACGAAAUUUAUUUUAAAUAAGUGUGGGUAAAACACACUAGAAGAUUAAACGGAGUCAAAAUACAUGAGAAUUAACUUCUAGAUUUGUAUUGUGAACUAAAAGAACCUUUAGGUUAUAAUUUAGAAACAAAUACAAAAAAAUAUGCCGAGAUGUUAAAGGAAAACUAUAAAGAUAUUAAAGAAUAUGAGGACAUAAAUAUAAAAUAAAAAGUUGAAAAAUUCAGAAUUUAAUAGCGUGCAUUUGCAGGUAAAAAUAUUAUGUAAAUGAGUAUUUGUUGUGAUUAUGAGGGUUUUAUAUAUUAUAACGAAUUAAUGUAUUAUUUAUUAAGAUUUAGUCUUCUUGAGGAAAUUUAUUAAGAAAAUAACCCUUUAGAAAAAAAAGGAUUAUAAAUCGUAAAAGCAGAAGAAGAAAUAACUUUAAGAAAAAUUUAACAUCUGAAAAAAAAAUAGGCUAAUGUUUUAAAAUAGAAAUUUGUAAAAAAAAGAGAAAAAGAAGUAAAUCCGCUUGUAUAGAAAUUAUUUGUUAGCAUGUGUUUUAAAAGUUGGAAUAGUUAUAGUAUUAACCUUUAACAGAGUAAAAUUUAAGUUGCGGACAAUAUUUCCAGUUAAACUGAUGAUAAUGAUUCAGAGGAAGACUCAGUGAUUUUAUUUGAUAAAGAAGAUGAUAAUGCUAAGAAAAUAAAAUUGAAAAAAAAAAUUAUUUCCAGGGAACGAUCUUUAAUAUAAAAAAAUAAUACGGAAAAAUCAUAAAUCGAAAAAUUUGUAUUCCUUCCUGAUGCGGAUAUUUAUAAAGGAGAUUUUCCGGAUUUUUAUAAUGACAAUAGAUUUUAUUUUGAAAAAAUAGAAAAAAAUUAAAAUUUACAUAUUCCUAAUUUAAUAGAAAAUAUUUAACUUGGGAAAAAUAAUAGUUAUAGUAAAUAAACACCUUCCAGAAUUCAAUAUACACCUUCUAGAACUCAGAAUACUCCUUAAAAUAAUAGUUCAAAAAAUAAAUAAAAUUCUGGAAAAAAUAAUAAUAAUAAUUAUUAAAAUAAUCUCACGUUUUAGUAAUAAGUGCUAAAUUAUAAUAAUAACUUAAAAGUUAAUAAAGAUCAACAAGUUUCUAAUUCUCCUAGUAAUAAUAAUAAAGGUUAUAUAUAAGAUUAAUUCGAUAGUAAUUCUUAAUUGAUUAAAUAAAUUAUUCCUAUUUAAAUUGUUAUAGCAAAUAAAAGCCCUAAAGAAUCUGAAAAUCAUUACGAAUAAUAAUGUUUAGAAUAAAAUAAAUGA